AUGCCACCACUUCCAGGUUGCGCUCUGCAGGCCACUCGCAGGGACCAAAGGGCCCGGCGAGUGACAAAGGCGCGCAUGGUCAAUGCAUGUACUGAACUGCUCGGGACGUGGGGACGAGCCUUCCUAUCCAAAUCGCAGGCAAUGUGCGGGACUCUUACCGGUCCUGCGCGAUUUGUUGCGCAGUCAAUAGUAUGGCAGUGGAAACGAGCUGCACUCUUUUCUCGUCGUUUUCUUCGCGCCUGCGCGGAGCCGAGGGCCAGAGCGCGGUGA
Molecule: messenger RNA, 270 nt
Organism: Auxenochlorella protothecoides
Lineage: Eukaryota; Viridiplantae; Chlorophyta; Trebouxiophyceae; Chlorellales; Chlorellaceae
Exons: 1
Coding region: 1-270 (89 amino acids)
Source: RefSeq, a predicted model, not a curated record